Molecule: messenger RNA, 1441 nt
Organism: Trematosphaeria pertusa
Lineage: Eukaryota; Fungi; Ascomycota; Dothideomycetes; Pleosporales; Trematosphaeriaceae
Exons: 1
Coding region: 283-1248 (321 amino acids)
Source: RefSeq, a predicted model, not a curated record
CGUGGUGCACGCACGACCAUGUCUUGUUUUGAGCGCUGGAGAGCCGGCCUUCUACAUGUAAAGACCUAAGGCAUGCUGGAAUGUUGACUUAUUUCUAGCGUGUACUGCCACGCUCGGUGAGAGCUAGUGGCCCGGACCUAGGGAUGGGGUGGCUUCCCAUCUUGGAGCUUCCUUUUUCGUCCGACUACUGUCUCAAGGAUUGGGGAGGGUGUACUGGAGUUUUAGGCGGGAAAUAAAAGCAUAUGGGCGCGGCGUUGGGGGUCGUGGGGUCGUGCAUCGACCAUGAUGCAUAGCGGGCGUGGACUCCAUCCCCAUCGACAUGCAUCUUCGUACCGCAAUAUUACUAAGUUGUUAGAUAGCAAUAUACGUACCAACACCACAACUCUUCGCAUCCCCCUCAGCCCCUCAAUACCCAACCUUCGUACUCUCCGACGGUCCCAAAUAGCUCGCCAUCACGCCCCCCAAAUCCACCACCAACCGAUGCACCACCGUCCCCGGCUCCAAGAUCCACAAACUCACGCUAUGCCUCCCGGCCUCCACCCUACCCAAAUCCGUCUUCACAACGCGCGCGCCGUUCACCACGCUCUCGGUCCAGCCAUUCGGCAUACUGCCCAACGUGCUGCCCGGCACGGGCGACACCGUCGUGGGCGAUGCGUCGUCCAGCGCGACCGCGUAUUUCAGCGGCGCCGAGGGGUUGACGUUGAAGGACGGCGGGAGGUAUGCGGUCAGCGAGGCCUUUUGCGCGGCGCUGAAGGCGUAGAAGGAGUAGACUGCCCUUGGGGCGGUAGCGGCGGUGAGGCUGCCCGCGGAGAUGGGGAGCAGCGUGAGGCCCGAAUCCGUGCGUCCGUAGUGCGGAAUCGCCUCGACGGUCGCUGCGCCGCUGCUGCCGGGAGUCCGGCUGGUGAAGUGCUGCAUCUCCAUCGCGACGGCGCCGUUGGACUCGACGUAGCCCUUGAAAUCGGCGGGGACGCGCGCGUUGUUCAGCGGCAGACUGAGCUUCACGGCGGCGCCGGACGCGGGCGCUAUGCUGAUAGAUGCCGUGCUUGUGCCGUUUGGCACCGCGCCCCAGUUCACGCGGACGGUGGCGCGGAUCGUCGAUGUGCCGCUGGGGUAGCUGAGCGUUCCUUGGCUGGGCGUGACGCUGAUGUAUGGGUCGGACGUGGUGAUUGUGAAGGCCACGCUGCCGGAGCCGCGGGCGUAGAUGUCGAUGGUGCGGUUCUCGGGCGUGUAGGGGUCCAUGCGCAAUAGCGUUGGUGCGGCGUCGCCGGGGGUAGAGGCCGUGCUGCCUUGGACGGAGACGCCUAUUAGGCCAGCGGAGGGCGCGGAGGUGCCGAUGGAUUGUACGGAGGGCAUGCUGUUUGAGGCGGGGUCUUGCCUGGGUUGCGGAUUAGUAAAUGGAGACACCCCCGAUUACUGAAUCUAAGUAGGCGUUUGCAUAAGA